Messenger RNA from Rhinocladiella mackenziei CBS 650.93, 1824 nucleotides. RefSeq lists its product as uncharacterized. Gene Ontology annotation, biological process: L-valine biosynthetic process. Lineage: Eukaryota; Fungi; Ascomycota; Eurotiomycetes; Chaetothyriales; Herpotrichiellaceae. The record is from RefSeq and is a predicted model, not a curated record. Gene Ontology annotation, cellular component: mitochondrion; acetolactate synthase complex. The transcript has 4 exons. Gene Ontology annotation, molecular function: magnesium ion binding; thiamine pyrophosphate binding; acetolactate synthase activity. The coding region runs from base 1 to 1824 and encodes 607 amino acids.
AUGGGUUCUAUCGCCAAAUCCGAGUAUACCACCUCAUUUGCCUUCUUUGAGGCAGUGGAAGAGGCCGGCAUCACCCACAUCUUCGUAAACCUUGGUUCGGAUCAUCCUUCUAUUAUCGAAGCGGUCGUCAAAGGGCAAAAUGAAAAGCAAGGAAAAUUCCCUCGGAUCAUUACCUGUCCCAAUGAGAUGGUGGCAUUAUCGAUGGCAGACGGGAUGGCUCGUCUAACUGGAAAACCACAAUGUGUGAUUGUUCAUGUCGACGUCGGCACCCAAGGUCUAGCCGCCGCCGUCCACAACGCAUCUUGCGGACGAGCACCAGUCCUCAUUUUCGCCGGAUUAUCUCCCUACACGAUCGAAGGCGAAUACCGGGGCUCACGGACAGAAUACAUCCAUUGGAUUCAAGAUGUACCGGAACAAAGACAGAUCGUGGCUCAAUACUGCCGAUACACGGCCGAGAUCAAGGGCGGAAGAAAUGUCAAGCAAAUUGUCAAUCGUGCUCUCCAAUUUGCAACCAGUGAUCCACAAGGACCAGUAUAUCUCUGCGGGGCGAGAGAAUCCAUGGAAGAGGACAUUGAGCCGUACCAUCUGGAUCAAGCUGUGUGGCAGCCCGUUGGACCCGCGGCUCUGCCACAAGAUGCCGUCAACAUGAUUUCGGGAGAAUUAGUCAAGGCCAAAGAACCUCUUCUGAUUGUGGGCUAUACUGGUCGUAACGCGAACUCGGUCGCCGCCACGGUGGCUCUGGCAGACAAAAUCCCCGGUUUGCGUGUUCUGGACACUGGAGGUUGUGAUAUGUGUUUCCCAGCAAACCACCCGGCAGCAUUGGGUCUGAGGUACGGUUCCGACCCGGCCAUCACCACCGCAGACUUCAUCCUGGUGGUUGACUGCGAUGUUCCUUGGAUUCCUACCCAGUGUAAGCCGAGGGCUGACGCCAGAAUCGUUCACAUCGACGUGGAUCCCUUGAAGCAACAAAUGCCAGUCUUUUAUAUCCCGGCUUUUGCUCGAUUCAAGGCUGAUUCUGCAACUUCAUUCACUCAGAUAAACGACUACCUUGCGUCUAAUUCCGACCUUUCGGCGGCUCUAUCGGACGAGCAACACACCACAGCACUGAAAAAGAGAGAAGAAGCAUACAACGCGCGCUGGGGCUCAUUCAAAGAGCUGGCGAAAAUCCCCGCAGAUCCUCAAAAUACUCCCAUCGACCCUCACGUCCUCGGUGGCCAGAUCAGAGCCGCCGUACCUCCUGACACGAUCUUUGCUGUCGAAGCAGUCACCCUGACCACUUUCAUCUCCGACCAGAUUGCCCCAGUCCUUCCUAAGUCAUGGAUCAACUGUGGCGGUGGUGGCCUCGGGUGGUCUGGCGGUGGUGCUUUGGGUGUCAAACUGGCCUCGGACUUCGAACACCGAGACGUCGCCUCCGGCGACCGCUUCGGCACCAACAAGGGCAAAUUUGUCUGUCAGAUCGUCGGUGACGGUACCUACAUGUUCUCCGUCCCGGGCUCCGUCUACUGGAUUGCCCAACGGUACAGUAUCCCCAUCCUGACGAUCGUGCUGAACAAUAAAGGCUGGAACGCACCCAGGCGUUCUAUGCUCCUCGUCCACCCCCACGGGGAGGGCAGCAAGGUCGACAACAAGACCUUAAAUAUCAGUUUCGAGCCCACUCCGGAUUACCCGGGGAUCGCCAAAGCAGCGACCGGUGGCCACGCCUGGGCUGGCACCGUGAGCACCGUUGCUGAAUUGUUGGAGCAAUUGCCUCAGGCGGUCGAGGCUGUCAAGGACGGUCGAUGCGCCGUGCUCGAGGUCAAGAUCGGCGCAGAGUUGACGAAAUAA